Messenger RNA from Pygoscelis adeliae (Adelie penguin), 1153 nucleotides. RefSeq names its product coproporphyrinogen oxidase (gene CPOX). The annotation marks the transcript as partial. The record is from RefSeq and is a predicted model, not a curated record. The transcript is spliced from 6 exons. Gene Ontology annotation, cellular component: mitochondrial intermembrane space; cytoplasm. Lineage: Eukaryota; Metazoa; Chordata; Aves; Sphenisciformes; Spheniscidae. Gene Ontology annotation, molecular function: coproporphyrinogen oxidase activity.
GGGCAGAUGAGAAGCAGGGGGAAGUCUCUGAAGGCCAAAGACGGCAAACUGCCGUUUUGCGCCAUGGGUGUGAGCUCUGUUAUCCAUCCAAAGAACCCUCAUGUUCCAACCAUGCACUUCAACUACAGAUACUUUGAAAUUGAAGAAGCAGACGGAACUAAACAGUGGUGGUUUGGUGGUGGGACUGACCUCACUCCAACGUACCUGAAUGAAGAGGAUGCCGUUCAUUUUCACAAGACUCUGAAAGAAGCCUGUGACAAGCAUGGUCUGAAGCUGUAUCCCAAGUACAAGAAAUGGUGUGAUGACUACUUCUAUAUCAAGCACCGUGGCGAGCGAAGAGGGAUUGGAGGCAUAUUCUUUGACGACGUGGACUCUCCCUCCAAGGAGGAGGUAUUCCAGUUUGUGAAGAGUUGUGCCAAAGCUGUUGUGCCUUGUUACAUUCCCAUUGUGAAAAGGCACUGCCAUGACUCCUUCACACCAGAGGAAAAGCUAUGGCAGCAGCUUCGGAGAGGACGGUAUGUGGAGUUCAACUUGGUUUAUGACAGAGGUACAAAGUUUGGCCUUCUGACACCAGGAUCAAGAAUUGAAAGCAUUCUUAUGUCUCUGCCACUGACUGCAAGGUGGGAGUACAUGCACACCCCUCCAGAGAGCUCAAAAGAAGCAGAAAUCCUGGAGGUUCUCCGCAAUCCCAAAGACUGGGUGCACUGACACGGAUCGUGAACAAGAUGGAUUGCUUACACUGAGCCAUUAUGAAAGAACAGGAACGCCUGCAAACCAGCUCAUUCAAACUGCUGUUGCGUGGCGUUUUAGUAUAGCUAUUUAUACUCUUACCUGGUGCCUUAAUAAUGCUGUAGACUUGUUAUAACUUGCAAAUAUGUGAACUCAUUCUUUAAGAUUGAUCAGCUAAUGUUCUCACCCCCGUUGAUGUUGCCUUGUGAAGGACUGGUGAUACCCUCACAGGACUAUUGUGCAUGCUUAAGAACUUCCUCAACCGAUUUGUUCGCAAAAUGGUAAACUACUGUGAAGUGUUCUCCCAGUGGAAUGAAAGCAUUAUCUGUGCCUAAAUAGCACUGCUUACUCCUAGAAAAUGUUGGAAUGUUUUGGAAAUUUUUUUUUUAAAGAAUAAAGGGAAUAUUUGAUACGAUUUUAAACC